This is a messenger RNA of Neoarius graeffei (lesser salmon catfish), 8354 nucleotides long. RefSeq names its product myosin-10. Lineage: Eukaryota; Metazoa; Chordata; Actinopteri; Siluriformes; Ariidae. Bases 160 to 6201 code for a protein of 2013 amino acids. The transcript is spliced from 45 exons. Gene Ontology annotation, molecular function: actin filament binding; ATP binding; cytoskeletal motor activity. The record is from RefSeq and is a predicted model, not a curated record. Gene Ontology annotation, cellular component: myosin complex.
GGCAGUGCUGUAGUUCGGUUGAGGCAGCAGCAUCAGUGCGGACUGUGAGGGGACAGAAGGCGCGAGCACCCAGUGACUCUCCCAGCGGACUCGGUCAGCUCUUCACAGGCGGAGCGCUCAGCGCCAGCUGCCCUUUGUGGCCUACUUCUUUAGCCCCCAAUGCCAGAGAUGGCUCAGCGGAGCGGGCAGGAGGACCCGGAGCGGUACCUCUUCGUGGACCGGGCCGUGGUCUAUAACCCAGCCACGCAGGCCGACUGGACCGCUAAGAAGCUGGUGUGGGUUCCGUCUGAGCGGCACGGGUUUGAGGCGGCAAGCAUUCGGGAGGAGCGAGGAGAGGAGGUGCUGGUGGAGCUCGCUGAGAACGGGAAGAAGGCUCUGGUGAACAAAGAUGACAUCCAGAAGAUGAACCCACCCAAGUUCAGUAAGGUGGAGGACAUGGCUGAGCUCACCUGCCUCAACGAGGCGUCCGUUCUCCACAACCUCAAGGACCGCUACUAUUCUGGGCUCAUCUACACAUAUUCCGGACUCUUCUGUGUGGUGAUAAACCCGUACAAAAACCUGCCCAUUUAUUCAGAAAACAUCAUCGAGAUGUACCGUGGUAAAAAGAGGCACGAAAUGCCACCACACAUCUACGCCAUCUCUGAAUCGGCCUACAGGUGCAUGCUGCAAGAUCGUGAGGACCAGUCCAUCCUGUGCACAGGUGAAUCUGGAGCAGGAAAAACUGAAAACACUAAAAAAGUGAUUCAAUACCUGGCACAUGUCGCUUCCUCACACAAAGGAAGGAAGGACCACAACAUUCCUCCAGAGUCUCCUAAAGCUGUCAAACUCCAGAUCCUGCUGUAUGGUGAGUUGGAGAGACAGCUCCUGCAGGCUAAUCCCAUCCUGGAGUCAUUUGGUAACGCCAAGACAGUGAAAAAUGAUAAUUCUUCACGUUUUGGGAAGUUUAUCCGGAUCAAUUUUGAUGUGACUGGGUACAUCGUGGGGGCCAACAUCGAGACCUAUCUGCUGGAGAAAUCCAGAGCUAUUCGUCAGGCCAAAGACGAGAGAACGUUCCACAUCUUCUACCAGCUGCUGGCUGGAGCAGGAGAACAUCUGAGAUCUGAUCUCCUGCUGGAGAGUUUCAAUAACUAUCGCUUCCUGUCCAACGGAUACAUUCCCAUUCCUGGCCAACAGGACAAAGACAACUUCCAAGAGACCAUGGAGGCCAUGCACAUCAUGAGCUUCUCCCACGAAGAGAUCUUAUCCAUGCUGAAGGUGGUAUCAGCUGUGAUGCAGUUCGGCAACAUUGUGUUCAAAAAGGAGAGAAACACAGACCAGGCCUCCAUGCCUGAGAACACAGCUGCACAAAAGCUGUGUCACCUGCUGGGGAUGAGUGUGAUGGAGUUCACUCGUGCCAUUCUGACCCCGAGGAUUAAAGUGGGACGAGACUAUGUUCAGAAAGCGCAAACUAAAGAACAGGCUGACUUUGCCGUUGAAGCUCUGGCCAAAGCAACAUACGAGCGUCUUUUCCGUUGGCUUGUCCACCGAAUAAACAAAGCUCUGGACCGAACCAAGCGGCAGGGGGCCUCGUUUAUUGGCAUCCUGGACAUCGCUGGAUUCGAGAUCUUUCAGUUGAACUCGUUUGAGCAGCUGUGUAUUAAUUACACUAACGAGAAGCUGCAGCAGCUCUUCAACCACACCAUGUUCAUCCUGGAGCAGGAGGAGUAUCAGCGCGAGGGCAUCGAGUGGAGCUUCAUCGACUUCGGUCUGGACCUGCAGCCCUGCAUCGACCUCAUUGAGAGGCCUGCGAAUCCUCCAGGCGUUCUGGCUCUGCUGGAUGAGGAGUGCUGGUUCCCCAAAGCCACAGAUAAGACGUUUGUGGAUAAGCUGGUGCAGGAGCAGGGUUCUCACGCCAAGUUCCAGAAACCACGACAGCUCAAGGACAAAGCUGACUUCUGCAUCAUCCACUACGCUGGGAGGGUGGAUUAUAAAGCAGACGAGUGGUUGAUGAAGAACAUGGACCCUCUGAAUGAUAACGUGGCGACGCUGCUGCACCAGUCCACUGAUAAAUUUGUAGCAGAGCUGUGGAAAGACGAGAUACAGAAUAUUCAGAGAGCGUCUUUCUAUGACGUCUCUAGCCUCCAUGAUUCUCCGGGUGAAGGUAUGGACCGCAUCGUUGGACUGGAUCAGGUGGCCGGAAUGAACGAAACUGCAUUCGGAGCAACAUAUAAAACGAAGAAGGGAAUGUUCCGGACUGUUGGCCAGCUUUACAAAGAAUCUCUGACCAAGCUGAUGGCCACACUGAGGAACACCAACCCCAACUUCGUCCGUUGCAUCAUCCCCAACCACGAGAAGAGGGCGGGUAAACUAGAACCUCACCUGGUCCUGGAUCAGCUCCGGUGUAACGGUGUGCUGGAGGGAAUCCGGAUCUGCAGGCAGGGCUUCCCCAACCGCAUCAUCUUCCAGGAGUUCAGACAGAGAUAUGAGAUCCUCACUCCUAACGCCAUCCCAAAGGGCUUCAUGGACGGUAAACAGGCGUGUGAGCGGAUGAUCCAGGCUCUUGAGUUGGAUCCGAACCUGUACCGGAUUGGUCAGAGUAAGAUAUUUUUCCGGACUGGAGUUCUGGCUCAUCUGGAGGAGGAGCGUGACCUGAAAAUCACAGACAUCAUCAUUUACUUCCAGGCUGUGUGUCGAGGAUACCUGGCUCGCAAAGCCUUUGCGAAGAAGCAGCAGCAGCUGAGUGCUCUGAAGGUUCUCCAGAGGAACUGUGCUGCUUACCUGAAACUGCGCCACUGGCAGUGGUGGAGACUCUUCACCAAGGUGAAGCCUCUGCUGCAGGUGACUCGUCAGGAAGAAGAAAUGCAGGCGAAGGAUGAGGAGUUGGUGAAGGUGAAGGAGAGACAGGUGAAGGUGGAGAAUGAACUGGUGGAGAUGGAGAGGAAGCACCAGCAGCUGAUGGAGGAGAAGAACAUCCUGGCGGAGCAGCUGCAGGCGGAGACGGAACUGUUUGCUGAGGCGGAGGAGAUGAGGGCUCGUUUAGUGGCGAAGAAGCAGGAGCUGGAGGAGAUCCUCCAUGACCUGGAGUCUCGUGUGGAAGAGGAGGAGGAGCGCAACCAGACACUGCAGAACGAGAAGAAAAAGAUGCAGUCGCACAUACAGGACCUAGAGGAACAGCUGGAUGAAGAAGAAGCUGCUCGACAGAAGCUGCAGCUGGAGAAAGUAACUGCAGAGGCCAAAAUCAAAAAAAUGGAGGAGGAUCUGCUGCUAAUAGAGGACCAAAACUCCAAAUUCCUAAAGGAGAAGAAGCUGUUGGAGGAACGGGUGGGUGAGAUGACGUCUUUAUUAGCUGAGGAGGAAGAGAAGGCAAAGAACCUCGGCAAGGUGAAGAACAAGCAGGAGAUGAUGAUGGUUGAUCUGGAAGAGCGCCUGAAGAAGGAGGAGAAGACCCGUCAGGAGCUGGAGAAGGCCAAGAGGAAGCUGGAUGGAGAGACAACAGACCUGCAGGAACAAAUCGCUGAACUUCAGGCUCAGAUUGAUGAGCUCAAGGUCCAACUGGCCAAAAAAGAGGAGGAGCUCCAGGCUGUGCUGGCCAGAGGAGAUGAGGAAGUGGCCCAGAAGAACAAUGCUCUGAAGCAGGUGAGGGAGCUUCAGGCUCAGCUGGCCGAGCUUCAGGAGGAUCUGGAGUCGGAGAAAGUGGCUCGGAAUAAAGCGGAAAAGCUGAAGCGGGAUCUGAGUGAGGAGCUGGAGGCUCUGAAGACUGAACUGGAGGACACGCUGGACACCACGGCCGCUCAGCAGGAGCUCAGGUCCAAGAGAGAGCAGGAAGUGGCUGAACUGAAGAAGGCGAUUGAUGAUGAAGCUCGGAAUCAUGAGUCUCAGAUUCAGGAGAUGAGACAGAGACAUGGUACAGCUCUGGAGGAACUAUCUGAACAACUGGAGCAGGCCAAGAGGUUUAAGUUGAACCUGGAGAAGAGUAAGCAGACUCUAGAGGGCGAUAAUAAGGAGCUGAGUAGUGAAGUGAAGGUGCUGCAGCAGGCCAAACUGGAAUCUGAACACAAACGCAAAAAACUGGAGGCGCAGCUGCAGGAGGUUCUCACUCGAGUCACUGAGGGCGAGAGGAACAAAGGAGAGCUGACAGAGCGCACACACAAACUACAGACGGAGUUGGAGAACGUGUCUGCUCUGUUGGAGGAUGCUGAGAAAAAGGGGAUCAAACUGGCUAAAGAUGCAUCAAGUCUCGAGAGCCAGCUACAGGACACACAGGAGUUGCUCCAGGAGGAGACGCGUCAGAAGCUGAAUUUGAGCAGCCGGAUUAGACAGCUGGAGGAGGAGAAGAACAACCUGCAGGAGCAGCAGGAGGAAGAGGAGGAGGCUCGUAGAAACCUUGAGAAACAGCUGGCAACUCUGCAGGCACAGCUGUUUGAGACGAAGAAGAAGCUGGAGGAGGAUGUGGGUGUGGUGGAGGGUCUUGAGGAGGUGAAACGCAAGCUGCAGAAGGACAUGGAGGCGUGUAACACACGGCUGGAGGAGAAGGUUCUGGCCUUCGAUAAACUGGAGAAAACAAAGACACGCCUGCAGCAGGAGCUGGAUGACCUCACUGUCGACCUGGACCACCAGAGACAGAUCGUCUCCAACCUGGAGAAGAAGCAGAAAAAAUUUGACCAGAUGCUGGCGGAGGAGAAGAGUAUUUCUGCACGUUACGCAGAGGAGCGAGAUCGAGCAGAAGCUGAGGCGAGGGAGAAGGAGACGAAGGCUCUGUCACUGGCGCGAGCGCUGGAUGAAGCUCUCGAGGCGAAAGAGGAGUUUGAGAGACUGAACAAGCAGCUACGUGCUGAAAUGGAGGAUCUGAUGAGCUCGAAGGAUGAUGUGGGCAAAAAUGUGCACGAGUUGGAGAAGUCGAAGCGCACCCUGGAGCAGCAGGUGGAGGAGAUGCGCACUCAGCUGGAGGAGCUGGAGGACGAGCUGCAGGCCACCGAAGACGCCAAACUGCGCUUGGAAGUGAACAUGCAGGCCAUGAAGGCACAGUUUGAACGCGACCUGCAGGCCAGAGAUGAGCAGAACGACGAGAAGAAGAGACUUCUGGUCAAACAGGUCCGUGAGAUGGAGGCGGAGCUGGAGGAUGAGAGGAAGCAAAGAGCUCUGGCUGUGGCUGCGAAGAAGAAGCUGGAGAUGGACCUCAAGGACGUGGAGGCUCAGAUUGAGGCGGCCAAUAAAGCUCGAGAUGAGGCCAUCAAGCAGCUCCGCAAACUCCAGGCUCAGAUGAAGGAUUAUCAGAGGGAGCUGGAGGAAGCUCGUACAUCACGAGAUGAAAUCUUUGCCCAGUCCAAGGAGAAUGAGAAGAAGCUCAAGAGCCUCGAGGCUGAAAUCCUGCAGCUGCAGGAGGACCUGGCUGCAUCAGAGAGAGCACGGCGUCACGCUGAGCAGGAGAGAGACGAGCUGGCUGACGAAAUCUCCAACAGCGCCUCUGGAAAGUCUGCUCUGCUGGAUGAGAAGCGGAGGUUGGAGACUCGUAUUGCUCAGCUGGAGGAAGAACUGGAAGAGGAGCAGAGCAACAUGGAGCUGCUUAAUGAUCGCUUCCGUAAAACUGCUAUGCAGGUGGACACUCUGAGCACGGAGCUAGUGGGCGAGCGCAGUGCAGCUCAGAAGAGUGAGACUGCUCGACAGCAGCUGGAGAGACAGAAUAAAGAUCUGAAGGCCAAACUGCAGGAGCUUGAAGGUUCCGUCAAAUCCAAAUUCAAGUCCACUAUUGCUGCUCUGGAGGCCAAAAUCCUGCAGCUGGAAGAACAACUGGAGCAGGAGGCCAAGGAGCGUGCAGCAGCCAAUAAGAUUGUGAGACGUACAGAGAAGAAACUAAAGGAAGUGUUCAUGCAGGUGGAAGAUGAGCGUCGUCAUGCCGACCAGUACAAGGAACAGAUGGAGAAAGCUAACUCGCGCAUGAAGCAGCUGAAGCGUCAGUUGGAGGAGGCGGAGGAAGAAGCAACGCGUGCUAACGCCUCCCGCAGGAAGCUACAGAGAGAGCUGGAAGACGCCACAGAGGCCAGUGAGGGUCUCAGCCGGGAGGUUAACACACUCAAGAACCGCCUCAGGCGUGGGGGUCCGGUGAGUUUCCCCUCAGGCCGUUCGGGUCGCAGGCAGCUCCAGGUGGAGGGCGAGUUCUCAGACGAAGACGCUGACAGCAAAGUGAGCGACGUGAAUGAGGUGCAGCCACCACAGAACGAGUAGAGAAGAGGCAACAGACACAAGCCCCACCCCUAAACCCCACCCCCCCACCCCUGUCCUGCAGUGACAUUAAACCCUCCACUUCAUUCAUCUUGAACGAACACACACACACACACACACACACACACACACACACUGCUCAGUCUAUGAAGGGAAACAGCUGUAAGAUGGAGUGUCUGUUUACUGGAACACUAACAGUGAAUGUUUAAAUCCAGAAUCGGAUAUUAAUCUGGAAUAAUUGCUCUCGCACACCAUCGGUGUCGUAUUGGGACUCUUGACUCGUACAGAUGUUUUCCUCAUCAGUGAUGUUCUCGCUGCUUAUAAUGAAAACACUAUAUUAAACACUGCGUUUUUACACUCGCAAAAUCAAACACCAGUAAAGCAUCGCUUCACUUUCUUCUAAAGCGAACGGGGAAAAAGUGGCAGGAUUUUCACAAUAUUCUGACCAGACCGGGGUGCACGCGCGUGAUGCAUGGGCUGCUUGUUUCCUCCUUCAAAAGACAACACUAGAAUAAACACUAAUACCGCGCGCACACGCGCAGAUCAGCUGACUGGAAACCCAAACUGUGACGAGGCGUUAGCUUGAACAUGAGCAUAUCUCCAUUCCAUUCGAUGCUUUAGUUAGAAAAUAAAAAUGCGAAUACUGGAACACUCUGCUUGGGAGAAUUCAUUAGAAAUGUUUGGGAGAUUACUUUGAUGAAAUGAGAUGUGACUGCAAAAUAUUUUAAAACUGCACAUGUUGGUGAAAAAGCCAUACACACGUCUGACUGGAACAAACGACGCGAGGGGAAAAUGAGCGCAUCGAUUCAGAAGCGAGGAGACGGCGAUCUGUGGACCUUUUCAUUUCCGUUUGAGUAAUAAAAUAAAACGCUGCUUUUUUUUUUUUUUUGAAUAUAUAUAAAGUGUUUUGAUAAGGAAAACUGGGAAUAUUAUGAAGGCUCUGGUUUAGACUGGAACACUAAUGUGGUGAUUUACCAGGUGCUUGGAUUCAUUAGCGAUUAGCUCAUUUACAGUUGUAGCCCGGAGUAAUGAAGUCACUACGCCGCACACCUCAGUAUUACACGCAUUUAAAACCCUAAAAUCACCCACUAGCAUGUUUACACGUGCCCAGACACCACGCCUUCACACUGUUAGGAAAACAUUGGCCUGCUUUCAAACCUCCAUGUGACGUCUGUAGGUUCUGAAUUUUGAGCUAUGAGGCUAAUGUUGCUAACAAGUAUUGGAAGCUGAUAGCAGGGUGCACUAAAUACACCGGAGUAAAUUACCUCAACGUUUAAUUUCACUUACUGCCUUCUUUCUCUGUCCAUCUUUCACACUCGCCUCAAAACAUCUCAUUCGGAGUUCAUUUCACUUGUAUACGUUUAUCUGAAUUACUAACCUACAGACUCCGCCUUCAGACCUUAGGCCACGCCCUCCUUAGUCCAAUCCCCCCGAGUGUAUUCGUGCUCCAUGCUGGACUUUUCCUGUUGAAUUGGAGGCUGUAGGAAUCCAUCACUUGUUUAGCUCCAUCAGCCUCACGCGCUGAAUCUCCGCUGGUUUGCUCAACAUCGAAAUAAAUUUGCGUAAUAUUUUAAGGCUUAAAGUUCCCUCAGUAAUAAAACAUGGUGUCUGUGGCUGUGUAAAUAUCAGGGUUUAACGAUCUUACACUUUAAAAAGUGCCUUAGAGUCACUAAUGAAGGGGAAAAGCUCCACUCGGCACUUUGUGUUGACAGGUGAAGAGUUUAACGUCAAUGUGAACUGAUACGAGAAUAAUGAUAAUGAAACAUUAACCUUUUUUUUAUUUUCUUUAUUUGGUUUGAGGGUUUUUUGUUUGUUUUUGGGCGCUUCGAGUCGUAUCCGCUCUGCAUUUGCUCUUUGUUGUAAACCAGCUUCAGUGUUACUGUAGGAGUUAAAAAUCCUCCUCACACACGAGUUCCUUUGGUUUAAAGCUUAUAACUUCUGCCCAUCAUCCAGUGACUAUUAUCCUAAUUAAUCUUAUUAUUAUUAUUAUUAUUAUUAUCAUCAUCAGACUGGCUGUUUGAUUACCAGACGCUCUGCUGCAGAUGCGCUAUAAUCCUCUCCUUUAUUCCUCGCCCUUGUAUACUGUUACUGUAUUUCUAGACAAGUGAUUUUUUUUUUUGUAAAGGAAAAAAAUAAAAGCUUCAUUAUAGAAGAAA